Messenger RNA from Penicillium coprophilum, 315 nucleotides. RefSeq lists its product as uncharacterized. The transcript is spliced from 2 exons. The record is from RefSeq and is a predicted model, not a curated record. The coding region runs from base 1 to 315 and encodes 104 amino acids. Lineage: Eukaryota; Fungi; Ascomycota; Eurotiomycetes; Eurotiales; Aspergillaceae.
AUGACGGAGAAGUAUCCAAUCGGCACACGCACCGAGAGCGAGCGUCUCGUCCGCGAGUGGGGUUUUCGACAUAUCUUUACCUGGACAGACGGAAGCAACGCCCAUUAUUCCCCGCACUCGCAUAGCGGCUUAACAACACAUCUUAUCCGUCGUGGAUCUCUCACAAUCACUUACCCGGAUGAUAAUGCGAAGUUGCAUCAUGGGGAAGUUAAAAAAGAGACAUUUGGAGCUGGAGAAAGGGUUGAUGUCCCUGCCGGUAAACUCCACGAGGUCUGGAUUGGGAAUGAGGGGUGUGAGUACGUGAUUGGAGAGUAG